Messenger RNA from Polistes canadensis, 1279 nucleotides. RefSeq names its product ribonuclease P protein subunit p25-like protein (gene Rpp25). Gene Ontology annotation, cellular component: ribonuclease MRP complex. The record is from RefSeq and is a predicted model, not a curated record. The transcript is spliced from 6 exons. Gene Ontology annotation, molecular function: RNA binding. Lineage: Eukaryota; Metazoa; Arthropoda; Insecta; Hymenoptera; Vespidae. The coding region runs from base 411 to 1043 and encodes 210 amino acids. Gene Ontology annotation, biological process: tRNA 5'-leader removal.
UUUCGAUAUCGUAUUCUCUAACGUAACUUUACAAAUACGCGUUUUUGCUUGAUUUUAAAGUGAUAAUUAUUAUAGAAAUAUUUUCAUUAUUAUAGAAAACCAUUCCAAAUUCUCCCAUUAAUGAUUUUUUGUUAUUAGUUCGUCUCGAAGAAGCAAUACUGUAAACCCCUGACCCAGUAAUAUAAAAAGAAAAAGAGAUAGAGAUAAUUAAACCGGAAACUCAAAACUCUAACCGGAAUUCAAGCCCCUCAUGUCUUCUAUUUUCCAAACAGAUUCUCAAACAAUUGAUCUAUACAAAGUCGCUCGUGUUGACUUGAAAUUUUCAUUAGAAAAUGUUUAAUUCAUUUAUUAAUGCAACACGCGUAGUAAGGUUCAUACGAGGAAUAUAAAUUACGACAAUUUGCUUACAAAUGGGGAGAGCUAAGAAAAGAAGUGCAGAGGUACCCUAUAAAAUAAAAAAGGAUGAAGAUUCUGUUGAAAAUAAAGAUUUACCAUUCACCAAAUUACCUGCAAAAUAUAUUUUAAUGCGUGUUAACAGUGGUACAAAGAUAGAAAAUGUUUUAAGGUAUGCACUAGAGGAAUUUCCGAAGUUUAAAAAUAUUAUCUGGUGUGGAAUUGGAAAAGCUGUCUAUAAAGUUAUUUCUUGUAGUGAAAUUUUUAAAAUUAAGAAUCCAGGAUUAUAUCAAAUAAAUAAAUUACGUUACGUUGUAGCAAAAACUAAGGAAGGAGAUAAUCAAUCGGUACCAGAAAUUCAUAUUUUGUUAUCGAAAGAAGCUCAAGAUACUACAGAACUUGGAUAUCAAGCACCGGGUGAUUCUGGACAAUUCAAUCUUCAAGGGAAUGCUAAUUCAAUGGAACCAGAUUUUAUAGAUUUGGAUCUAGAUAAGAGUAACACUUCUGAGGACGAUAAUAAUAGUAAUGCAAUUAAUAUUGAUUCAGAAACCUCUUCUACUAUGGAGUUAAAAUUUGGAAAGAAGAGGUCAAAUAAAAAUUCAUUGACGUCAUUGAAUCAAAAAAAAAGAAAAACCGAAGAAAGAGAAUAAUAAAAAGGUAUAAGAUUCUAAUAUAUUUUCAUUAUUGCAUUUAUUACGGUUAUAUAAUUUAACAUAUUGUAAUUAAUUAGAUAUAUAAAUGCUAUCAGAAAAACAAAAGAAAAAGUAAACAUUCCUUACUCGAUUGCUUUUAUCUUAAAGCUGUUAGAGAAUAUCGAUAUUUAUAAUACAGAUACAUUAUUUAAUACAAACACAUGUAUAAGAAAUAUUAAAUUUUCUUUCUUCCA